Molecule: messenger RNA, 507 nt
Organism: Dibothriocephalus latus
Lineage: Eukaryota; Metazoa; Platyhelminthes; Cestoda; Diphyllobothriidea; Diphyllobothriidae
Source: the annotation of a GenBank genome assembly
GAGAAGGAGAAGCGUUACGUCCUCUUGCUUGAUGGUCUACGAGUCCGUGAUAUUGAAUCGAGUUUCUUUGGAAAGAAACACGUGUUUGCUCUCUGCUACCCUGAUGGCCGUAAUGUGUACAAGGACUAUAAGCAGGUGGAAUUAAGUGCCGAAUCUGCGGAUAUGGUUGAGGCCUGGAAGGCGUCUUUCUUGAGGGCUGGAUCUUUUUCACUGCUUGUGUUUCAGGCAAUGGACAAUAUGCCUGAAUCGGACGAUCCUCAGCUCCAACGACAGGUGGAAAUCAUUCAAAAUCUAGUCGAAUCCUACAUGAAAAUUGUUCACAAAACCCAACGCGAUCUCGUCCCGAAGUUAAUCAUGCACAUGGUAGUCAACGAGCUGAAGCAAUUUUUGAGGAGCGGUUUGCUUCCAUGCCUUUACCAGGCCGGAGACAUGGUGAGUUACUGUCAGCUCUUGUCUUCGUCCCUAGCUCUCAUCGCUACGGAAAUUUAUCUCUGUCUUGAAUAUUAG